UAUUGAGUAACGCUGGAUACGAGCAUGAGUUUUCUAUUUGUAACCUGACCACUCUCGUUCCUGAAGUUGUCCAGAGCGUCGGGACUCGGGGGAGGUACUCUAUAUAACUCGACGCCCACCAGCUGAUGCGGGAGAACGAAAGGGAGAAAAAACGGUUCACCGCAAAAACAAAUCCGCAGCAAAAACCAUCCAAAAAGCAACCCUCUGACCCCGCCAUGAUAUACUCGCGCUGCUGCAACCUCGCUUUCGCCGCCGCGCUGCUGGCGUCGACGGCGCUCGCGCAAUCCGGCGAAACGAUCGAGUUCAACUUCGACGAGGCGGAAAUCGGCGCGGUGCCGCAGCCGAUGUUCGGCUUCCGCCUCUCGGCGGCGAUGGACAGCACCUCUGAGUCGACGAGCAUCGACGACUACGGGGCGCACUCGCCACCGCACUCGCUGCGCGUGCGGAACGCGGCGCUGGUGAUCCUGCCGACGAACAGGAGCUGCCACUUCGACAUCCUCGAGUUCUACAUCCUCCCGGAUUUUCAGAUGCAUGCCGAUAUCCGCUUCCGCGUCGAUCUGAACGAUAAUAUCAAUAUGAACGGCGGGAAGCAGAAUAAGACUGUCGAGGUCGACGAUUGGAGCAAGCCGGUGCUGUUCAAGGUCGGCGAGGACGGGUUGCUGAACGGCGUGAAGUUCACGAAUAUGGAGGCGGCGAUGUUGCAGGGUUGGCGCGUCGAUACUAGGUUCGGGAGCACUUCAGUGUUUCCAUUCUACGUGGAUGAUUUGAAGUUGAGGGUGAGGUGUGGGGAGGUCACGAGUACGAGAACGAUCAGUACGAAGAGCACGAGCCCGACUGGUAGUGCGACUUCGACGGCGGAAGCGCAACCGACUGUCAGCGCUGGUGUCCCGGCAAAUGUGUCGAAUGGAACGGCUGCGACGAGUACCCCUACGCCUGCACCUUCGGGCGCUGGUGUGCACCCCGUUGUACCUACUCUUCUUUUCUUAUCAUUUACUGUGGCCAUAUACCGGUACCUAUGGUUACCUAUUACUUUUUCGGAAGAUCUCCCAUACUUAGCAUAAUCUGUACAGUAGCCCUGCUGCUUUGGGAAUGAUGGAUAGAUACUUAAGUAGAGAUGGGUGUCGGGAUGCAAUGAGACAUAAUGGUUCUAUGACCCCGUGAUAAC
Molecule: messenger RNA, 1165 nt
Organism: Tricharina praecox
Lineage: Eukaryota; Fungi; Ascomycota; Pezizomycetes; Pezizales; Pyronemataceae
Exons: 2
Coding region: 126-1061 (311 amino acids)
Source: RefSeq, a predicted model, not a curated record